CAAAAGAAAAAAAAAUGUCACCUUGUACAGUUGUACACUUAUACUUUUGUGAUCAAUCAUCGAGUUGUUGUACCAUUGCUAUAGUACAUACAAGUGUGAUCAAUCAUCGGUAGCUGCAGCUGCGAGGUAAGCAGGUGGCGAUCGGCCAGAGCGACCGAUGGCGACGCCCGCGCCGGCGCUGGUGCUCCUGCCGGAGUGGGGCGCCGGCCACCUGAUGUCCAUGGUCGAGUCCUGCAAGCGCGUGCUCCUCGCCGGCGGCGGGUGGGACUUCUCCAUCACGCUGCUCGUCAUGCGCCCGCCCACCGCCGAGGCGACCUCCGAGGUCGAGGCGCACGUCCGCCGCGAGGCCGCGUCGGGCCUCGACAUCCGCUUCCACCGCCUCCCCGCCGUGGAGCCACCCGCCGACGCCGUCGGCGUGGAGGAGUUCAUCGCGCGAUACAUACACCUCCACGCGCCGCACGUCCGGGACGCCGUCGCCGGGAUGGGUUGCCCCGUCGCCGCGCUCGUGCUCGACAUGUUCGCCGCGCCCAUGGUCGACGUGGCGCGCGACUUCGGCGUGCCGUCAUACGUGUUCAUGUCGUCCACCGGUGCCAUGCUCGCGCUCAUGCUGCACCUCCCCGUGCUGCACGAGCUGGUCACCGUGGAGUUCGACGAGGUGGACGGGGAGGUCGACGUGCCUGGCUUGCCGCCUCUGCCGCCGGCGUCCAUGCCGUGCCCGGUGGUGGACAAGAAGAGCCCCAACUACACGUGGUUCAUGCACCUCGGCGACCGCUUCAUGGACGCCACGGGCAUCAUUGCGAACACCGCAGACGAGCUGGAGCCGGGGCCUCUCGCCGCCAUCACCGACGGCCGGUGCGUGCCGGGGCGCACUGCACCGCCCGUGUACCCCAUUGGUCCCGUGCUCUCGCUCGGCAGCGGCAACGCCAAGGACAACCCCAAGCCGCCGCAUGAGUGCAUCGCAUGGCUCGACGGGCAGCCGCCGGCGUCGGUAGUGUUCCUCUGCUUCGGGAGCAUGGGCUGGUUCGAGGCGCCGCAGGUGGUGGAGAUAACCGCCGCGCUCGAGCGGUCCGGCCACCGAUUCCUCUGGGUCCUGCGUGGCCCGCCGCCCGCCGCAGAGUCAGGCGCCGGCGCGCCGGACGGGUCGGAGCACCCGACGGACGCGAACCUCGACGAGCUCCUCCCCGACGGCUUCCUGGAGAGGACCAGAGGGAGGGGCCUCGUGUGGCCGACGUGGGCGCCGCAGAAGGACAUCCUCGCGCACCGCGCCGUGGGAGGGUUCGUGACGCACGGCGGCUGGAACUCGGUGCUGGAGAGCCUGUGGCACGGCGUGCCCAUGGCGCCGUGGCCGCUGUACGCGGAGCAGCACCUGAACGCGUUCGAGCUCGUGGCCGACAUGGGCGUGGCCGUGCCGCUGAAGGUGGACACGAAGCGGGACAACUUCGUGGAGGCGGCGGAGCUGGAGCGCGCGGUGAGGUCCCUGAUGGAGCACGGCGCGUCGUCGGGGGAGGAGGGGAGGAAGGCGAGGGAGAAGGCGGCGGAGAUGAAGGCCGUGUGCCGGAGCGCCGUGGCGGAGGGCGGCUCGUCGCACGCCGCGCUGCGGAGGCUCUCCGCGGCGCUGCACGACGGCGCGGCGGUCCCCAAGAAAUGAAUCCGUGCCGAGCAAAACAGUGGAUAAAUUAUGUCCGGCGAUGGUGAAUUUUUUGCGGAUGCACCAUGCACGUACAUCUUAUUUAUUAUUUAUAAAAAAGAAUACUAAAAUAAGACUAAUCUCAGAAGAUAUAUUCACAAUGAUAUAUAGUGAUAUUAAAAAUAAGGAAGGAAUAUCUAUGUUGAUCAAGUAGGCCAUAAACUUUGAUAAACUACUAGUAAAUGAUAAAAAUACAUAUCACUACUACUUAUUACCAUCUUCUUUGAUAGUCGAGUGGCUUAAUAGAUGGAACUGCAUACGUAGUUAUGUACCAUCACAAUAUAAGUUUAUCAUUUUGUUUGUAGUUGAGUGCCUUAAUAGAUGGAAUUGCAUAUGGAGUUAUGUACCGUAACAAGUUUAGUACAUCAUUAAAUACAAGGGUUAAUUAGAUCAUCCAUUAUAAAUUUAUCAGUUUAGAAAAAUAUCAUUACUAUUCGACUAAUUAU
Oryza brachyantha (malo sina) is the source of this 2133-nucleotide messenger RNA. Its product is annotated as anthocyanidin 3-O-glucosyltransferase 2-like. The record is from RefSeq and is a predicted model, not a curated record. Gene Ontology annotation, molecular function: UDP-glycosyltransferase activity. Lineage: Eukaryota; Viridiplantae; Streptophyta; Magnoliopsida; Poales; Poaceae. The coding region runs from base 158 to 1648 and encodes 496 amino acids. The transcript has a single exon.